Somion occarium is the source of this 2757-nucleotide messenger RNA. The record is from the annotation of a GenBank genome assembly. NCBI's taxonomy places the organism in Eukaryota, Fungi, Basidiomycota, Agaricomycetes, Polyporales, Cerrenaceae.
GGGCUUGCACAUUGGCACAAGCCAGCGAUAUGAUCGAUUGAUCGAGAGCAUGGGCGAGUCCAGCCAGGAACACGGUAGAAUUCACCGGCGCCUCCCUGCACCAUUAAUCUACUGUACUUGGAACGGCGAUGACGCAGUACUUGACUGUUUGCGAUGGGUGCGCCCGAUCUCCCGCCAGACGUCCUCCGCAAGCUGCUCGAUCAGCUGCUCGACGACAAACGCACCCUGUCCAGUUGUGCCCUCGUCUGUCGCGUGUGGCUUCAGAUCGCACGCCCGCUCUUGUUCCACUCGAUCAAUGUCCGCAUUGGAUUGGCCAAUCGGGCUGGCUUCGUCGACCAGCUGGCUGUCUUCGUCGACCAGCUGGCUGUCUUCGUCGACCAGCUGGCUGUCUUCGUCGACCAGCUGGCUGUCUUCGAUGCCUUCUUGCAGGAGACGCCACAGCUGGGUGUACUUGUGAAGAGGUUGGCGCUUGCGAAUGCGUAUGAAGACCUGUACAAAGGUCGCGGUCGGCCUGCAGUCAAGCUCUCCGUCCUCGCUCCCGUUCUGGCCAAGCUGCCUAACCUCGUACACCUAUCCUUUCACUCGGUCUCUCUCGUCUUCGCUCCCCAGCUUCCACCCCUCUCAUUGCGCCUUGACCGACUCGAGCUAUUUCAUGUCCCUGUUGCUCGCAACCCGCUUUCAAUGUACGGUGCACCCAUUCUCGAUCUUCUCUCUCUUUUCUCCUCCAUCAAUACCCUUUCCCUCAUACCAUCCAUCUCACCGCCAUGGAUCGUUCAACCAGUCUUCAUCUCUCUAAAGUCGAUACCCAUCAAGGUUCGGGUACGCACGCUCUCUGUGCUUGAUAUCGUCAAGCGUGGAUACGAUCUUGCCCUUGCCCUCCUCAUUAAUGCCCUCGACUUUUCCUGUAUCACGCGGUUUACGGCUCGCAUCAAUUCAGUGGAUGAUUUGUUGCCUGUUGGUGGUGUCUUGAGGAGGAUGGACGGUCUGAGAGAGCUCGAGUUAAGUUUGUUCACUGAGGAAUCAGUCUCACAAGCCCAAUGGUCUAUUCUCUGUUUAUCAACCCUCACCUCCCUCAGAUCCCUAACUCUCAACGUUACUCUUACUCCCACCAGUGUCACGUCAGGGUUCCGCGCUUUCCGUUCUAUCGUCCCGCUCAUCUUGAGCUUGUCUGUACCCCUUCCUACCACGCCUGAUUCAAGACCCGAUUCGACCGCAUCUACUCCACGACCUCUCGAGCCCGCUGCGGGAACUCUCGCGUCUGCAACUACAAGUCUUUCUAAUCAUGCGCAUACAUCUAACGCCUCAAACGCUCGCAAUCUUCUUGCCUGUCAUCUUCUACCCCGCACGCGAACGCUAUGACAAUCUGUAUACAUCUACACAUCCUUACCGCCUCGCUCUCCCCUCCCCACGUAAGCGAUGCCUUGAAUAACUUCACGUGGUAUGCGUUCGCUGGUGCACUUUCAUCAACACAUCAAGCGAGGAGGUUGAAAGAAGUCAAAAUCAUCGUGUAUCCAGAAUCUGGAGUGUUGUCGCUGUGUGAAGAGGAGGAUCGUUUCGAUGGUCGUGAUCACGUCGCUAGCGAGAACGAGAAGACGGGCGAUCUACUAUUUUCAGGAGAUCUUGUUGACGUCAUUAGGGAGAAGUUGUGUGAGGUCGGGUUGGAUGCGUUGGUGAAGGUGGAAGUGGGGAGCUAGUUGGUGAUCGGUUAGGCAUGGGAUUUUCGGCAGCUUUCGAGGAUGGCGAACAGAUGAUUUGGGAUGGCACCGCAUUUCGAUGUGGUGUCAUCUAUGUUUGCACGCUUCACAGGAGACGUGCUUAUCCACCUCAUGUCUGCGGACGCUCAUGCUCAACCCCCCCUCAAGGCGUACAAUGAUACAUGGACAUGUCGAAUAUCUCUUGUCACCUUGUUGUGGAUUUAAACCCUUACGUUGCUUCCGCCCGCCCCACCCGUUUCCUUCCCCCCUUUUUCAUGAGGCAGGCUUAAUCCAUCCCAUGCUUCUAAGACACUCAUGCUCAUUGGGACAUUAUUCUGGAUUUUAACUCUUCCGUUGCCCCUUCUCCCUCCCUCCCUCCCUUCUUUUUCUGAGGUGUACGUCAAUCCAUUCAAAUAUCUUUUGAAACUCAACUUGUCACUUCUUAGAUUCAUCUUGAUGAUAUGAUUUUGACAUAUGCGACGUCUUGGAUUAACUUUUGUUCUGUCACAUCUAGGUCCUUCGAGCCCUGUUUAGCUCUAUCUCUGUAUCCGACUUUAUCUCUUAGCCUCGUUUACGACCUUCUAGGCAGCGUUCGUGUAGAGGACGACAUUCUUGACACUAGCAAUGAAUUUGUCCGGACGCCCGGAUUUACGCCAUUCGGGGAUAUUUGACCAAUCAGCACCCAGAAAGGUCUAUCAAGAUAUCGACCUGGAGGACAAACAAUAGAACAUGUCUCUCUGUACGUCACACCUGUAUGAGCCAUAAAGGCUCUCUUGCGCACCGUGCGUGUCUACUUCAACACUUCUGGUCUGCUUUCGGUGUCGCCUCGGUUGACUUUCGCUCAGUGUUCAGACGUUGAACGCGCAUGGUCCUUUGGGAAAUUAUUGUGCGGAGUCAAUGUCAUUACGUUAUCCAUGUUGGAGUUUUGCUAUUGAAGAAUUCUUUGGUGUGGCGGCUACAUUCGAAUUAAAGAGUACUAAACUUCCUCAUUGCGGAGUGCCACCGCUGGCUCGAAUUCUGUGCAAGUCUCGAUUUGGAAUACAUUAUGUUGUUCUACGCCGAC